GGCUGUGGGGGUCACAGGGUGACAGGGUGAAUGAGUGUGACACACCCAGAGGUGGCGUGAGAAGGCAGCGUGACGGGCCCCGGGCAAUGGGUGUGACAGAGGGACCACGUGAGUGUGACCGUGUGUGUCCGCCACGCUGGUCAACUGUGAGAAACUGACGAUGUGCGACACACGGCAGGUGGGACAGCGAGAGAGGCAGCGCGCCACUGUGCGGGGCACUCGGAGAUGACAAUACGAGAGAGACCUUGUGCGUGUGUGUCCUUAACAUACUGGGUGACGGUGAAAGCGCGGGUGAAGUUGCCACCGGCUGUGAACACGACAGAGAGAAGUUCCAACUGCGUGUCAAGCCAUGUCCAACAACAUGGCCAAGAUCGCGGAGGCCCGCAAGACGGUGGAACAGCUGAAGCUGGAGGUGAACAUCGACCGCGUGAAGGUGUCGCAGGCGGCGGCCGAGCUCCUGGCCUUCUGCGAGACGCACGCCAAAGACGACCCGCUGGUGACGCCGGUCCCCGCCGCAGAGAACCCCUUCCGCGACAAGCGCCUCUUUUGCGUCCUGCUCUGAGUCUUCGCGACAGCUUACCCCCUCCCUCGCCAAAGAGUGAAUCCAAUAAACGUGGCGGCUGUGGUGGUA
This is a messenger RNA of Panthera uncia (snow leopard), 631 nucleotides long. RefSeq names its product G protein subunit gamma 8 (gene GNG8). Gene Ontology annotation, cellular component: heterotrimeric G-protein complex. Bases 350 to 562 code for a protein of 70 amino acids. The transcript is spliced from 3 exons. The record is from RefSeq and is a predicted model, not a curated record. Lineage: Eukaryota; Metazoa; Chordata; Mammalia; Carnivora; Felidae. Gene Ontology annotation, molecular function: G-protein beta-subunit binding. Gene Ontology annotation, biological process: G protein-coupled receptor signaling pathway.